AGUCCAUAACCGGGUAAUGGGGCCGCCUUUGUCCACUAUGCAGCCUAUUCAAUUGCCAUAAUUAAAAGUUAAGCAGCUUGGAUCUUGCAUCAAAUGGUUCGUGUGCUUCAGGAUGGCCGGUUUGUAGAAGCAAUCUUUAAAAGUGGUAUCUUUCUGUAGCUUACAUGUAAGACACAAGACUCGUGAUUAAAUAUUUAAUUGGGGCGAUGGGUUCUUCGGCGAUAUUCAUCAGUUUGACCCUGCUUACGUGCAUGGUUCAUGGUCAGUUCUUCAGCAAAUCUCAGGCGAAUUCUAUUCCUCGUAUGGGCAGAAGAUCGGCUCUCUAUGAAAUUUGGAGAUCAAAGGAACGACAAAUUCUUACAAACUUAGUGACUUUCUUGGAAGAAAACGAUGUCAAUCACGACGGAGCUCUGUCAUUGGUGGAAUUACUGAACAGCCCCCUGAGGAAUUUCAUUACACUAGAAAACAUUAAUUAUCUCAUUGGCAAUUCAGAGACGUUAUCCAAAGGAGGUGAAGACAACCAGAUGUCUAACGAUGACUGACACUAUCAUUUUCUCACGGAAAUAAAUGCAGAUCAGUGGAUCUGUCUUCAUGGAGGUCUUAUUUGUACACUAUAAAGAGUUGUGUUUAUAUUCAUCCCACGUUCCCUAUUUAUGAACUUUUGUUUCUUUACUACUUUUAUCCAAAAAUAAGUUUGCUCUUUAAGUAAACGUAUUUAUAUACAUUAUUGUGACGAAUGUAACUUCUUAAUGUGGUUUUAUUCUUGUUCUGUGAUUGCACUACACUUAACUUGUAUUAUAUAAUUAAUGAGACACAAUAUUAUAAAAGUUUGUAUAUUUUGAGUUGAUGUAUCGCUAAGAA
Limulus polyphemus (Atlantic horseshoe crab) is the source of this 861-nucleotide messenger RNA. RefSeq lists its product as uncharacterized. NCBI's taxonomy places the organism in Eukaryota, Metazoa, Arthropoda, Merostomata, Xiphosura, Limulidae. The record is from RefSeq and is a predicted model, not a curated record. The transcript has 4 exons. Bases 207 to 542 code for a protein of 111 amino acids.